Molecule: messenger RNA, 7356 nt
Organism: Melopsittacus undulatus (budgerigar)
Lineage: Eukaryota; Metazoa; Chordata; Aves; Psittaciformes; Psittaculidae
Gene: SDK2
Product: sidekick cell adhesion molecule 2
Exons: 45
Coding region: 56-6574 (2172 amino acids)
Biological process (GO): cell-cell adhesion
Molecular function (GO): protein binding
Source: RefSeq, a predicted model, not a curated record
CGCCCCCCGGAUUAUAAAGUCGGGGAAGUUCCCCCCGCCCCGGCUCGGAGGAGCCAUGAACCCGCUCCGGAGCUGGGCGCUGCUCUGCUUCGUGCUGCUCUCCCUGCCCGGACCCCCGGGAGCCGGCGCCCAAGAUGAUGUCUCCCCAUACUUUAAGACGGAGCCGGUGCGGAGCCAGGUCCAUCUGGAGGGGAACCGCCUGGUCCUGACGUGCAUGGCUGAGGGCAGCUGGCCCCUGGAGUUCAAGUGGCUGCACAACAGCCAGGAGCUGACCAAGUUCUCCUUGGAGUACCGGUACGUGAUCACCUCACUGGACCGCACUCAUGCCGGCUUCUACCGCUGCAUCGUCCGCAACCGGAUGGGAGCCCUGCUGCAGCGCCAGACCGAGGUGCAGGUGGCAUACAUGGGCAGCUUCGAGGACCGUGAGACGCAGCAGAGCGUGUCCCAUGGGGAGGCAGCCGUCAUCCGUGCGCCCCACAUCGACAGCUUCCCCCAGCCCCAGGUCACCUGGUUCCGCGACGGCCGCAAGAUCUCCCCCAGCAGCCGCAUAGCCAUCACACUGGACAACACCCUGGUCAUCCUGUCCACGGUGGCCCCGGAUGCAGGACGUUACUAUGUGCAGGCAGUGAACGACAAGAAUGGGGACAACAAGACGAGCCAGCCCAUCACACUGAGCGUGGACAAUGUGGGUGGCCCAGCUGAUCCCAUCGCACCCACCAUCAUUGUCCCCCCCAGGAACACCAGUGUGGUGGCCGGCACCUCGGAGGUGACCAUGGAGUGCGUGGCCAAUGCCAGGCCGCUGAUGAAGCUGCACAUCCUCUGGAAGAAGGACGGGGUGCCCGUGUCCAGUGGCAUCAGUGACUACAGCCGCCGGCUCACCAUCCUCAGCCCCACACUGAGCGACAGUGGUUACUAUGAGUGUGAGGCUGUGCUGCGCAGCAGCAGCGUGCCUGCCGUGGCCCAGGGAGCCUUCCUGUCCGUCAUGGAGCCGCCGCAGUUCAUCAGGGAGCCUGAGAGGCACAUCACAGCUGAGAUGGAGAAGGUGGUGGCCAUUCCUUGCCAAGCCAAAGGUGUGCCCCCCCCGGAGAUGGCCUGGUACAAGGAUGCUGCCCUCAUCCACCCGGAGCAGCUGUCCCGCUUCCAGCUGCGGGCGGACGGCAGCCUGCAGAUCAGUGGGCUGCUCCCCGACGACACCGGCAUGUUCCAGUGCUUCGCCCGCAACGCGGCCGGCGAGGUGCAGACCACCACGUACCUGGCUGUGACCAGCAUCGCCCCCAACAUCACCAGGGGUCCCCAGGACAGCACAGUGAUUGACGGCAUGUCCGUGGUCCUCAACUGCGAGACCUCCGGCGCUCCACGUCCGGCUAUCACAUGGCAGAAAGGGGAGCGGGUCCUGGCCAGCGGCUCGGUGCAGCUGCCGCGCUUCACGCUGCUGGAGUCGGGCAGCCUGCUGGUGAGCCCUGCACACCUCGCCGAUGCCGGCACCUACGUCUGCCUGGCCACCAACUCCCGCGGCGCGGACGAGGCCUCGGCUGACCUGGUGGUGUGGGCAAGGACUCGUAUCACUGACCCACCGCAGAACCAGAGCGUCAUCAAGGGCACCAAGGCUGUCAUGAGCUGUGGGGUCACCCACGACCCCAGCGUGGAUGUGAGGUACCUGUGGGAGAAGGACGGGGCACCGCUGAGCACCGAGAGCGGCCCCAGGGUGCGCCUGGAUGAGAUGGGCACACUCCACAUCUCCCAGACCUGGUCUGGUGACAUCGGCACUUACACGUGCAAGGUGGUGUCAGCCGGUGGCAACGACUCACGCAGCGCCCACCUCCGUGUCCGGCAGCUCCCCCACGCUCCCGAGAGCCCCGUGGCCAUGCUCAGCCCCAUGGAGAAACGAGCCAUCAACCUCACCUGGGCCAAACCCUUCGAUGGCAACAGCCCCUUGCUCCGCUACAUCGUGGAGGUCUCUGAGAACAAUGCCCCCUGGACCAUGCUGCUGGCCAGCGUGGACCCCGAGGUGACCUCAGUGGCCGUGCGGGGCUUGGUUCCUGCUCGCUCCUAUCAGUUCCGCCUCUGUGCUGUGAAUGAUGUGGGCAGGGGCCAGUUCAGCAAGGACACAGAGAGGGUGUCCCUGCCCGAGGAGCCCCCCUCUGCACCCCCCCAGAAUGUCAUUGCCAGCGGCCGCACCAACCAGUCCAUCAUGAUCCAGUGGCAGCCACCCCCCGAGAGCCACCAGAACGGUGUCCUCAAGGGCUACAUCAUCCGGUACUGCCUGGCCGGGCUGCCUGUGGGCUACCAGUUCAAGAACAUCACCAACGCCGAGGUCAACAACCUGCUCCUGGAGGACCUCAUCAUCUGGACCAACUACGAGAUCGAGGUGGCUGCGUACAACAGCGCCGGCCUGGGGGUCUACAGCAUGAAGGUGACCGAGUGGACGCUGCAGGGAGUGCCCACGGUGCCCCCCGGGAACGUGCAGACAGAGGCCACCAAUUCCACCACCAUCCGCUUCACCUGGAACCCCCCCAGCCCCCAGUUCAUCAACGGCAUCAACCAGGGGUACAAGCUCAUUGCCUGGGAGCCAGAGCAUGAGGAGGAGGCGACGGUGGUGACCGUGCGGCCCAACUUCCAGGACAGCAUCCAUGUGGGAUACGUGUCGGGGCUAAGGAAGUUUGCCGAGUACUUCACCUCGGUGCUGUGCUUCACCACGCCAGGGGACGGCCCGCGCAGCCCCCCCCAGCUGGUGCGCACCCACGAGGACGUGCCCGGCCCUGUGGGACACCUCAGCUUCAGUGACAUCCUGGACACGUCCCUGAAGGUCAGCUGGCAGGAGCCGCUGGAGAAGAACGGCAUCCUGACAGGCUACCGGAUCUCCUGGGAGGAAUACAACCGCACCAACACACGGGUGACCCAUUACCUGCCCAACGUCACCCUGGAGUACCGCGUCACCGGCCUCACCGCCCUCACCACCUACACCAUCGAGGUGGCUGCCAUGACCUCCAAGGGCCAGGGCCAGCUCUCCUCCUCCACCAUCUCCUCAGGGGUUCCUCCAGAGCUCCCCGGUGCCCCCACCAACCUGGGCAUCUCCAACAUCGGCCCCCGCUCCGUCACCCUCCAGUUUCGCCCAGGCUACGAUGGCAAAACCUCCAUCUCCCGCUGGCAGGUGGAGGCACAGGCAGGCCAGAGUGGUGAGGCUGAAGAGUGGGGGCUCGUCCACCAGUUGGCAAAUGAGCCUGAUGCCCGCUCCAUGGAGGUGCCCAACCUGAAGCCCUACACCUAUUACAGUUUCCGCAUGCGGCAGGUGAACAUCGUGGGCACCAGCCCCCCCAGCCUGCCCUCCCGAAGGAUCCAGACCCUGCAGGCCCCCCCAGACAUGGCACCCACCAACAUCACCCUGAGGACAGCCAGUGAGACCAGCCUGUGGCUGCGCUGGAUGCCCCUCCUGGAGCAGGAGUACAAUGGGAAUCCCGACUCAGUGGGCUACAGGAUCCGGUACACGCGCUCGGAUGGGCGAGGGCAGCCGGCACUGCACAUCAUCCAUGACCGUGUGGAGCGGGAAUACACCAUCGAGGACCUGGAGGAGUGGACCGAGUACCGGGUACAGGUCCAAGCCUUCAACGCCAUCGGAUCGGGGCCAUGGAGCCGUGCGGUGGUGGGACGGACACGGGAGUCAGUGCCCUCCUCUGGCCCCAGCAACGUGUCAGUGGUGGCCACCUCCUCCAGUAGCCUGCUGGUCCGAUGGAGCGACAUCCCCGAGGCAGACUGCAAUGGCCACAUCCUUGGCUACAAGGUGAUGUACAAGGAGAAGGACUCGGACACCCAUGCCCGGUUCUGGCUGGCAGAGGGCAAUGCCUCCCGCAGUGCCCAGCUGACCGGGCUGGGCAAGUACCGGCUCUAUGAGAUCCGUGUGUUGGCCUUCACCAGGAUCGGUGAUGGGGCGCCCAGCCAGCCCCCCGUCCUCGAGCGCACGCUGGAUGAUGUGCCAGGGCCCCCUGUGGGGAUCCUGUUCCCUGAGGUGAGGACCACCCUGGUGCGGCUCAUCUGGCAGCCCCCUGCGGAGCCCAAUGGCAUCAUCCUGGCGUACCAGGUGUCCCAUAGCCUCAACAGCACCACUGCCACUGCUGCGGCCGUGGAGGUGCUGGAGCCCAGCACCCGGCAGUACACGGCCACCGGCCUCCAGCCCGAGGCCACAUACGUGUUCCGCAUCGCGGCACAGACCCGCAAGGGCUGGGGUGAGGCGGCCGAAGCCCUCGUGGUGACCACGGAGAAGAGAGCCCGUCCGCAGCCCCCCGGGAAGCCGCUGGUGCAGCAGGAGCAGGUCCGUGCCCGCAGUGUGCUGCUGUCCUGGCAGCCAGGCAGUGAUGGGCUCUCCCCCGUCCGGUUCUACACGGUGCAGAGCCGAGAGCUGCCUGACGGUGACUGGGCUCUGCACCCGGCCCCUGUGAGCCGCAAUGCCACUGCCUUCGUGGUGGAUAGGCUGAAGCCCUUCACCUCCUACAAGUUCCGUGUGAAGGCAACAAAUGACAUUGGGGACAGCGAGUACAGUGAGGAGUCAGAGUCACUCACCACUCUGCAGGCAGCCCCUGAGGAAGCCCCCACCAUCCUGUCCGUCACCCCGCACACCACCACAUCCGUGCUCAUCCGCUGGCAGCCCCCGGCCGAGGACAAGAUCAAUGGGAUCCUGCUGGGUUUCCGCCUGCGGUACCGGGAGCUGGUGCCCGACAGCCUGCGCGGCAUCGGCAGCCCUGGCACCACAUGGGCACAGCUCACCCCCGUCUACGCUGUGCACAACCUCAGCGAGGUGUCCCUCACCCAGUACGAGCUGGACAACCUGAGCAAGCACCGGCGCUAUGAGAUCCGCAUGAGCGUGUACAACGCGGUGGGCGAGGGCCCCCCCAGUGCCCCCCAGGAGGUGUUUGUGGGUGAAGCGGUGCCCACCGGUGCACCCCGGAACGUGGCUGUGCAGGCAGCCACAGCCACGCAGCUGGAUGUGACCUGGGAACCACCACCCGUGGAGAGCCAGAAUGGGGACAUCCAAGGGUACAAGAUCCACUUCUGGGAAGCUCAGCACCGGAACCGAAGCGAGCGGGUGAGGACUCUGUUCCUGCCGGAGCGUGGGGUGAAGCUCAAGAACCUCACGGGCUUCACCUCAUACUGGGUCAGCGUCGCUGCCUUCAACGCCGCCGGGGACGGGCCCCGCAGUGCUCCGGUGCAGGGGCGCACACAGCAGGCAGCCCCCAGCGCCCCAGGAUCCAUCCGGUUCAGUGAGCUGACCACCACAUCAGUGAACGUGUCCUGGGAGCCACCGCCGCUGCCCAACGGCAUCCUCGAGGGCUACCGGCUGGUCUAUGAGCCCUGCAUGCCCGUGGAUGGCAUCAGUAAGAUCGUGACGGUGGAUGUGAAGGGGAGCAGCCCGCUGUGGAUGAAGGUGAAGGACCUGGCCGAGGGCGUCACGUACCAGUUCCGAAUCCGGGCUAAAACCUUUGCCUAUGGGCCAGAUGUUGAGGCAAACAUCACGACGGGGCCUGGGGAAGGUGCCCCUGGUCCCCCUGGCGAGCCCUUCAUCUCCCGCUAUGGCUCAGCUAUCACCAUCCACUGGUCCAGUGGGGACCCUGGCCAAGGGCCCAUCACCAGAUACGUCAUUGAAGCCCGUCCUUCAGACGAGGGGCUCUGGGACAUCCUCAUCAAAGACAUCCCCAAGGAAGUGACCUCCUACACCUUCAGCAUGGACAUCCUCAAGCAGGGGGUCAGCUACGACUUCCGUGUCAUUGCUGUGAACGACUACGGCUACGGGACCCCCAGCACGCCCUCCCCCUCCGUGUCAGCCCAGAAAGCCAACCCGUUCUAUGAGGAGUGGUGGUUCCUGGUGGUCAUCGCCCUCAUCGGGCUCAUCUUCAUCCUCCUGCUUGUCUUCGUGCUCAUCAUCCGCGGGCAGAGCAAGAAGUACUCCAAGAAGUCAGACUCAGGGAACAGCUCCAAGGCGACGGCCCUGAACCAUGGUGAGAUGGUGAGCCUGGAUGAGGGCAGCUUCCCAGCCCUGGAGCUCAACAACCGGCGCCUCUCCAUCAAGAACUCCUUCUGCCGCAAGAACGGCAUCUACACCCGGUCCCCACCACGGCCCAGCCCCGGCAGCCUUCACUACUCCGAUGAGGAUGUGACCAAGUACAAUGACCUGAUCCCUGCUGAGAGCAGCAGCCUGACCGAGAAACCCUCUGAGGUCUCCGACUCUCAGGGCAGUGACAGUGAGUACGAGGUGGACCCCGGGCACCAGAAAGCUCACUCCUUUGUGAACCACUACAUCAGUGACCCCACGUACUACAACUCGUGGCGGCGGCAGCAGAAGGGCAUCUCCCGGGCACAGGCCUAUGGCUACACCGAGAGCGACUGCGGCGACCCCGACCCCAGCGCCCUGCCCAACAGCCCCUCCACGCAGCAGGGCAGCCUCUUCCGGCCCAAAGCCAGCAGGACUCCCACCCCCCAGGCCCCCGGCAACCCCCCCAGCCAGCCCGGGACCCUGUACCGCCCGCCCAGCAGCCUGGCCCCCGGCUCCAGAGCUCCUAUCGCCGGCUUCUCUUCCUUCGUUUGAUGGUUAAACAGAAGCAGAACAUGGGAGAGAGGAAAAUAUAUCUGAAAACAGGGGAAAAUAAAGGAAAAGCUCAAGAAAUUAAGGAAUAAAGCAGCGAGGAAGAGGAGGAGGAAGAGGCCGAAGGGCCCCAGGGCUCGGUGCCAUGGGGGGUGUUUGCUUCCCUGCGGAACCCAGCUCUUCGUCUGUGUUAUGGUUUGCUCAGCUGAGGAGGGUUGGGAAUGUUCACCAUGCCGGAAGGAUUGCACCGGACUUCGCCCUCGGGACCUGCAGUGCUGGGGUCCCUAUGGGGUGCUGGGGAUCUUACUGUGCCAAACCCCGGCCCCUCUGCUUGUGGUCCCCCCAGGACAUGGGGACAAGCAGUGGUGACACAGAGACCCCAACGCAAAGCCUCUGGAUGUGGAACCCCAACCCGGGAUCCCCCAGCCUUGGGCACCCACAUGCAAGGAACCCAGGGGACAACUGAUUCCUCCUUGCUUUGGUGCCCAGGACUUGACCCCCAGGAGCACCCUGCUGGGGUGCACAUGGUGCUGAUGACCCCCCCUGAUUUUGCACCCGGGAUGAGGCUCAGAUGGGGCGAUGCAGCAGCCAGACCCCCCCUCCUCUGCAUUGCUGGUGGCUUGGGGCCUCUUUUAAUGGGGUCUUGUUCGAGGGAGCACAAGGGACAUGCGAUGGGUGGUGAUGCCCAGGGGCGUCCGGGGCUGUUUUGGUGCUCUCUGCAUAGCAAACCCCCUCAGUGCCUACUGCUGAGCCAGGCUGAGCCGAGGGAGAUGCCAAUAAACAGC